AUGGGGAAGUGGAGAAAGGUAGGUGGAGUAGUAUGUGAUAAGAAAAUGCCAAUCAAGCUAAAAAUCAUGAUCUAUGGCACAGUGAUAAGACCAGUGGUAAUGGAUGGAUCAGAAACAUGGGCUCUAAAAGGAAAAGAGGAAGUAAAACUUGAGAGAACAGAAAUGAGAAUGCUGAGAUGGAUUAUGGGAAUGUCGCUGCUUGAGAGAGUGGAAAAUGAUGAAAUAAGAAGCAGGGCAGGCUUAGUCAAGAUGACACAGGUGAUAAGAGAGUCACGAUUGAGAUGGUAUGGGCAUGUGUUGGGGAUGGGUGAUGAGGAGGGAGUGACGAGGGCUUGGGACGAACCUGUUAGAGGAAGAACAUCGAGAGGGAGCCAGAGACUCAGAUGGCGAGAUAAAGAGAAGGAAGAUAUGGAGAGAAGAGCUUUGGUGGAGGAUGACGACUUUGAUAGAGGGCAGUGGAGAAGGCGCAUCAGGCAACCGACCCCUUAA
Messenger RNA from Macrobrachium nipponense, 489 nucleotides. RefSeq lists its product as uncharacterized. The coding region runs from base 1 to 489 and encodes 162 amino acids. Lineage: Eukaryota; Metazoa; Arthropoda; Malacostraca; Decapoda; Palaemonidae. The transcript has a single exon. The record is from RefSeq and is a predicted model, not a curated record.